AAUCCGAAUAUGUGUCUACUGAUUUCGCCGUAAUGUGUUGCAAUAAUAAUUAAAAUUAUAAUAAUAAUAAUAAUAAUAAUGGAAUAAUUUAUCGUUUGAAUGUGUUUUAUCCCAUUGUUUUGUCGGUUAAGUUUGGCAAAACAGUGAUACCGUAACACACACCGUCGAACCGUAAUUAUCGUACUACGCCGAUGAGCGUGCGGGGCAAAAAGUUAAACAAUUAAUUUUUUUUUGUCGUAAAAAAUUAACGUCGAAAACAAUAAUCAUAUGUUCGAAACGACGAAACCGACCAAGUGCAGAAAUUCGGACUACGUAGAGCUAUCGCUUUUUACGCGCGCAGACAUAGAUGGUAUCGUAUCGGGUUUUCAAUCACCAAGUUGUAGUUAUCGCCUCGUCAAAUGCACCGAACGCUGCUGCUCAACAUCACCACGGCGAUCCUAGUGCUCGCAGUUCAACAGAAUAACGCAUGUUUCGUACGAAGUGUUAUGCGUUUUGUACAAAAAGCAGUCAUCAGAUGGGAUGGAUUUGAUCAAAAAUACAUACAAAUGUUAUCCGUCAACGAUCAAAACGUGGAUAUUCAAUACUGGAACUCGGAUAUUGGUAAUCAUGAUUCGAUAAAAAUAAGAUUCAAUCACGAAUAUGAAAUAUUAGAACAUUGGAUUCCGGAUUUGCCUUUGAAAGUGAUCAUACAUGGAUGGCUCGACUCUAUCAUACACGAGGAUGGUGUGUUUUGUAUCAAAACAGCUUAUAUAAAUGUCGGAGGAUAUAACGUGAUAACCGUGGAUUGGGGUGGCAUAGCGGGAAACCGGAAUUACAUGUUGCCGAUGUUGAUGACGUCAAAAAUAGGUGCUAGACUAUCCAAGGUGUUGGAAAAUAUCGUGAAUCUCGGUAUAAUCAAACCAGAAAACAUACAUCUGAUCGGUCACAGUCUCGGAGCCCAUAUCGCCGGCGUGUGUGGAUCUCUGAUGAAGUCAGGAAAAAUCGGCCGGAUUACGGGUCUUGAUCCAGCUGGACCGGGUUUUGAGUUUGCAAAAUUGCAGAAAAAAGGGCUGAAAAAAACUGACGCCCAAUUCGUGGACAUUAUCCAUACAUCCGGUGGUUCUACGGGAAUUUAUCACUCAGCAGGUCAUGUAGACUUCUUUCCGAACGGCGGCACUGUGCCUCAAUCGGGUUGCUACGAUGGUAUGCAAAUCGAAAGGAUAAUUGGAGUUGUCGGUUGCAGCCACUCUAGGGCAUACAUGCUGUACGAAGACUCGGUGUACCAUGCCAAUUCUAUGAUGGGGGUCAAGUGUCGAUCCUGGAGUGAUUACGAAGAAGAAAAAUGCGACAAAGACAUCACAACGCCGAUGGGACAUGGCACUUCAACCAAGGCGAGAGGUGAUUUUUAUUUAAGAACCAGAAGUACUGCUCCUUUUGAUGCUCCAGAAACACCAAAAGAAGACCUCUAAAAUUGUGUUCUCUUUAUAUUACUAACGACGUUAAUUAACUGUGAACGAGCAAUAAAGACAUUUGGUUUCUCAACAAUUAACAAAAUUUAUAAUUUAUAAUUAGCACAAAGCAUAAAUUAUCAGUAUUUUAAUGUAAUGUUUCAAAGUGCCUAAUAUUUUAGUCGUGUUAUAAAUCGAUUUAAAUUAUAGCUACUUGUAUUAUUAUUUAUAAAUGUUGAUAUAAAUUAUU
Melanaphis sacchari is the source of this 1677-nucleotide messenger RNA. Its product is annotated as lipoprotein lipase-like. Gene Ontology annotation, molecular function: lipase activity. The record is from RefSeq and is a predicted model, not a curated record. The coding region runs from base 399 to 1448 and encodes 349 amino acids. The transcript is spliced from 7 exons. NCBI's taxonomy places the organism in Eukaryota, Metazoa, Arthropoda, Insecta, Hemiptera, Aphididae.